Messenger RNA from Zingiber officinale, 1051 nucleotides. RefSeq lists its product as uncharacterized. The transcript is spliced from 2 exons. The record is from RefSeq and is a predicted model, not a curated record. Lineage: Eukaryota; Viridiplantae; Streptophyta; Magnoliopsida; Zingiberales; Zingiberaceae. The coding region runs from base 304 to 762 and encodes 152 amino acids.
UAAGCAUAAAGGAUUUCUGUGUAGUUAGACAAGUGAUCUUCCCAUGUAUGUACUGCGCAUGCCAUGCCAAUAUGUCAAAGGUGAUCUUGGCCGGAUCCCAGCAGACCAAUAUCCUGCUUCUUUGAAAGCCCUGCUCAAUGUGAUGUACCACUUCCAAGUUCCGGAACCUUCUUAGUUUCAUCCGUAGGAACGCCGCCUCUGUCAGUUUUGUCUCCAAGAUGCCCAUUAUUGCUAAUUGGUGCUUCAGAAAGAAGUUCUGCACUUCCCUCUGUUUGGGGGCUUGGUUGAAGCCCCUCACAUUCCAUGAGGCAAUCUUCAUGUGGAGGUAGACGGCCUGAGCCGCCGUGCCGCUUGAUUUCUAGUUUGUACCCGAUCUUCCAUACCAUCCGCUGCACUACUUACCAAAAGCCCAACCUUUCUGUUUGCUGCAGAUUCUUGCUGUUUACCAGGCAGAAAUCUGUUUUUCCUCAUCUCAGUUUGCUCCUUUGUCCUCUGAUGGCCGGCUGGUUGCUGUUUAUGACUUCGCUGUUGCUUGAUAUCUUUCCCUCUAAUCCCAGCAUGCUGUUUCCUAUCUGCAGGCUGCUGAAUUUCUGCUUCUGUGUGCUGUGGACGCAGAAUUUGAGUGUACCCAGCUGCAGAUAUCUGUCUCUUUGCAGAUUUGGCUCUAGUUUGCACUGUCCAUUGUGGCUCUGGAAGUGUGUUCAUUUCUGUGCCAUUUGCUGUACUGCCAGAAUUACUGCUGCCAUAACUGGAACCAAGUGACUCCUGUCUUGGUGUUAAGCAAUCACUGUCUUCUACUGAGUCUGAGCUUGGCAUGCUAUUGGAAUUAGAUUUGCCCUGUGCACCAUCAUUGACCACUAGCCGAAUACCUGUCUAAGCUUGAGAACUGUCUUGUGAUGCAGUAGCAGUUGGAGGCACUGCUCCAUUAUGCACUUCAUUGCCAUCUUGCUGUCCAGCAGUAUUGCAUCUGUUAGAAAUGGGGAUAGUGGGGAACGUGGCCCAUGUUCCCCACUACACAUAAUGGAAAUGUCCAUUAUGCCCCUAGGGUAUU